Molecule: messenger RNA, 690 nt
Organism: Olea europaea var. sylvestris
Lineage: Eukaryota; Viridiplantae; Streptophyta; Magnoliopsida; Lamiales; Oleaceae
Product: ethylene-responsive transcription factor WRI1-like
Exons: 6
Coding region: 1-642 (213 amino acids)
Biological process (GO): regulation of DNA-templated transcription
Molecular function (GO): DNA-binding transcription factor activity; DNA binding
Source: RefSeq, a predicted model, not a curated record
AUGGAGCAAUUAAAUAUGGCAUUGACAAUGAUAAAGCGCGAUGAGAAUGCAAGAAGGCGUCAAAUGCGCAAUAUAGACAGUGAUCUGUCACCUGAACCAAGGAAUAUUAAGCGCAGAAGACAUGAAACGGCUUCUACUGCUGCUGCAAUCAGCUGUGAAGGUCGACUGAUCAAACAAGAAGUCGAUCCAACUGCUCCAACAACAGUGAAGAGAAGUUCAAGAUUCCGAGGUGUAAGCAAGCAUAAAUUGACAGGUCGAUAUGAAGCACACUUGUGGGACAAACUCUCGUGGAAUGUAACUCAGAAGAAAAAGGGAAAACAAGUUUAUCUUGGGGCAUUUGAUGAAGAAGAAGCUGCAGCGAGAGCAUAUGAUUUAGCUGCACUCAAGUAUUGGGGGACAUCGACAUUUACCAAUUUUCCUAUAUCUGAUUACGAGAAGGAAAUUGAAAUAAUGCAGACUGUCACGAAAGAAGAGUACUUGGCCUCACUAAGAAGAAAAAGCAGUGGAUUUUCAAGAGGGAUAUCAAAGUACAGAGGAGUUGCCAGACAUCAUCACAAUGGAAGGUGGGAAGCUAGGAUAGGAAGAGUUUACGGAAAUAAGUACCUCUACCUUGGAACUUACAGUAAGUCACGGCAAAAAUAAUGCCUCAGAUAAUUCAUAGUAAAACAGAAGGAAAAUUUUUUAUUGCCA